AUGACGCACACUCUUCCACCUUCAUUGCCUUAUUUCUUGCUAACUUCGUCUGCGCUGAACUCCGACGUCACCAUUCUCACUUUCCCUAUGGCGUACAAGCUGUCUAUAGAGCUCAAAGUCGUCUCCCUUCCCGUCGCCGCUAUGCCAUUGCAUGAUGCAGCAAUAUCUCAAUCGAUACCAGUUGGGGCUUUGGCUACUGCCCUUGCAAAUGCUCCUCCUGCUGAGCAGCGGACGAUGCUGGGUGAGAAUUUAUACCCACUUGUGGAGCAGCUGGAGCCUGAGAUGGCGGCCAAAGUGACUGGCAUGUUUCUUGAGAUGGACCAGACCGAGGUCUUGCACUUGCUCGAGUCCCCUGAUGCUCUGAAAGCCAAGGUUACAGAUGCUAUGGAGGUUCUGAGGAAUGUGGUUCAGCAGCAGCAGGCCACCAAUGCAGCUGAUCAGUUGGGUUCUUUGCCUCUAGAAUGACCGCCUUUUCUUUCA
Vitis riparia (riverbank grape) is the source of this 480-nucleotide messenger RNA. RefSeq names its product polyadenylate-binding protein 8. Bases 1 to 465 code for a protein of 154 amino acids. Gene Ontology annotation, cellular component: nucleus. The transcript has a single exon. Gene Ontology annotation, molecular function: RNA binding. The record is from RefSeq and is a predicted model, not a curated record. Gene Ontology annotation, biological process: regulation of double-strand break repair; protein polyubiquitination; DNA damage response. Lineage: Eukaryota; Viridiplantae; Streptophyta; Magnoliopsida; Vitales; Vitaceae.